CAUUAGUUUGGGCUCUAUUGAUAUUAGUCUGGGUCUUUCGAAUAUUUGUUAGGUCUUUCGGAUAUCUGUCUGGGUCUUUCGGAUAUUUGUCUGUGAUUUGUUGAUAUUUGUUUAAAUAAAGAAGGUAUUUGUUUGUUCUUUAAGGAUAUUAGUCUACAAAAAGACAGAUAUCCAAAUUGUUGUGAUUUCCCUGUACAGUAAAAUAUCCAAAUUCGUCAAACAACUAUCCAGGCAAUUGAUAUUCAGGCAACUCACAACAAAUAUUCAGAUAUACCAAACAGAUAUCCAGGCAAUCCACAACUGAUAUCUAGGCAAUCCACAGAAAUAUCCAAACCCGUCAACACUCGUAUCCAUCACACAAACCCCAACCAACCAUUAACAAGCCAAGCCAGCCAAAACCCCCAAUCCAUUAAACCCUAAAUACAAUUCAUGCCAAAACCUAAAAACGAAUCUAUGAAAUAAAACAAUCUUAAGUACGAAUGAAGCAAGGGGAAAACAUACCUUAUCGUUCACUCUUGUCUCGCUGCCGUCACCGUCGCGAUGCUGUCAAAACCGCCGUCGCAACAUCACUGACCGUCGUCCUCGCCACAACCGUCAAAGUCGCCGUCGAUUCCUCGCGCCACCGUCGCCGUCGAUCCCUCGCACCACCGUCGCAGUCGUCGGCGACGUCGUCAUACACGAUCGAGAGAGGAAAGGGAGAGGGAGAGAGAGGGAGAGGGCAGACUCUUUUUAGAGAGAGAGGGAAAAUUUCGAAUGAAUGGUUGGGCUGCUCGAUCCAGCAAAUAUGGGUAGGUUUUUUACAAAUUUUGGUUUUUUUGAAAUUGUGGGCCCUGCGGGUCCAAUUUUUUUUCCAGGGCCUUGGUGACGUGGAGGCACAUCUGGCUUUGUUAGUAUCUACUAACAAAAAUGCCUGUUAGCAAAAUAGCUAAAUUGAACUUAAAGAAACUUGUUAAACUUAUCCGUCCAGUCCGGACGGAUGGCAACGAAACCCGAACCCACGGGUACCCACCCGACCCAACCCGGUCAACGCGGGUAAAACCCGUGUUGACGGGUUUUGGGCCGGGUUCGGGUUUAAAACCGCUACACUAUUCACCGGGUCGGGUUGGGUUUGGGUUUAGGUAAACCCCCCCAUGGGUACCCGCCCACACACAUAUAAUCACUUUCCCGGUAUAUUUAAUAUUCUAAAUAAUAUAUCUUCCUUAAACAACUAAUAUUCUUUAUGUUUGUGGCGACAUGUAUAAUUUGUAUGCUCUAGAUUGGUGUUUUUUGUAUGAUUAAUUUGUAUGAAAAAAUUGAAGUUAAACUUUUAUUUUGAAAGAAACUUUUUACUAGAAAAACUCACGGGUACCCAUGAACCCGCGGAUACCCAACGGGUUGGGUUAGGUUUGAGUUUUUCAAACCCAACAGGUUUUACCCCUGGUUUUUUUGGCAGAUAAACCAAUGGAUUUGGGUUUGACAAAACCCGCCCAACCCGACCUAUUGCCAUCCUUAAGUCCAGUCCACAAACCCUAUUAUCUUUGUUCGCUUCUUCUCCUCCCAUUCCUCCCUCCCACCACAAACCCUAUUCCCCCAACCCCGUCGCUACAACAAUGGCUGAGCUUCUACAGACUGCCGUGGAAGGUCUGAUCGGUGAGAGGAAGAGGAUUUCCACCAGGGUGAACUCGCUUUCUACUUACCGUACCAGCGUCAUGAAUCUGGAAGCAGGCAUCGGCUCCGCAUCGAAGUUGUGCGAGUUGCAGAUGUGUAUCGCUAUGGUUGCAAGGGACAUCAAUGUCGACAUAGAAUCCUUCGAAGGCUACAAAAGGUUUAUCUUCACAGGGUUAAUCAACUGCACCAGCGUUGCGAGGAGUAUGAUUGAAUUGAUGCCCGAUGAUCUGGAGCUAGACCUACCGAAGGCCUCGUGCGAAUUCCUCCUGGGGACCGAUGACCGGCAACCCGUGUUGACCGACCUUGCGAGAAGAGGAAUUGAAGAGAUGCCGAAGCUGGAGGCAGAGGAGGCGGAGCCAGAGGACCGGCUUGUCAAGGACACGGCCUCUUUGAUCACCCACUUCAAGAACAUGAAGAGUAUACUGAUGUCCAUCAAGGAAAACGCUGCAGCAGGGGAAAAUAGCUCACAGAAAGGCUUGGAGGAGUCAUACAAAGGGGAAUUGUUUGCCUUUGAAGACGGAAAGGUCAGGAUCGUCCAGACAAUGCUUAAACUGAGCGAUGCCUUGAUCAAAGAGAUCGAGCCCCAGCGGGAGUUGUCACGAGCCGAAAGGUCUAUGUCCGUGACAGAGUUUAUGGAGCCGUUGAAGGAAAUGCUCGACCUGCCUUCCAAAGAGAUCCCUCAUGACCUUCCCCCUUUGUAAAGAGCCCCUGAGCUUUUCUGAUCAGCGCACCAUUUGAUCCAAUGAUGAUCUGUAAGUACUACUUAGCCACUUCCCAUUCCCAAUAACAUGUGAUGUGAUGUGAUGAGUGAUGAUUUCGAUCGAGUAUGUUGAAUUUUAUUGAACCUUAGUUGGAUUGUUGUUGAACAUAACCUCUCGCGGCUGAAGGCUUUGAUACCAUGCAUUUUUUAGCCAACCGGUAGAAUGAAGGGAACAAGUUGCUGCAGCACUGUACAACUUGCUGAGUUUCUGAAAGCUUACACUGAGUUUCUGAAAGUUGUAAGCUUUUUUUAAUGCGUUGAAUGCUUGAAUGAGGAAAUUCUACUCCCGCCAUAGACACCAUGUUUUGCACACUUUGCACAAACUUUAAUGAAGUAAAGAGGUCUAUCUACUCCCCUCACGCUCGCGCCGAAGGAUUCGAUUGUGUUGUGUACACUUCUACUGAUCAUCAUGCUUACCCUUCUAAGGGCCAUUAUGUGGUUCAAUCAUAACAUAUAAUCUGGAUAUAUACCUCUAUUUGUGAUUUACAUAUGAAGUACAUAAUUUACAUUCGAGAAAUAAUGUUUAUGUGUAACUGCUGUAAGUUAUGUAGAUUUACCGACUGUAACUACCUAUAUAAGAUCGAUCCCUCUUCGACAAGUUUCCUGAUCCGUUCUUUGUUGUUGUUGCUGCUGCUGUUAUUGUUUCACCAGGUGACGGUGAUGCAACCGCUACUUGUGGGAUGCUGGCUUGCUGAAAUGGAGGCAAAAAUAUAUAGUCGUUUUUUUGUUUUGUCGCACUUUCUGGAUUUGGUGCUUAUGUUUGCUCCUCUAAUCAGGAUGGUGGAGAUGACAUUUGUGUUUGUUGGUGGUUAUGUUUGUUCCUCUAAUCAGGAUGGUGGAGAUGACAUUUGUGUUUGUUGGUGGUUGGAUUAUGGAAAUCUUUGAAUUGUCAGCAGUUGGGUUUGUUUAACAUUACAUUUGGUUGUCCUCUUGGUUUGCUUUUCUCGGGCUUUCAAGUUUUUGUUCUUUUUUAAGCUUGAGUGGCUAGAUCAAUGGGAAAGCAUUCUCUUGGUACGAGUUAUUCCAAGAUGUAAGCAUGUUGUGAAAUGAAACAGGAGAACAAUUGUCUGAGGGGGUUGGGGUUUGACUUUGAUCCAUGGUUAUAUUUCUGGUUUGUUCAUGGAUGUGAAUGAAUAAGAGCUCGGAUAUGCUGCAAAGGACUUGCUCUUGCAGUUUGAAGCCUGUGCCUGCAGAUUAACUCGACCUUCAAAGUUAAACAGUGAAGUGAAGCAAGUGAUGGGAUAGGAAAACUAUCCUAUUAGAAUGAGUCAAGACAAUAUCCUUCUCUCUACUAUCGGUCUGCUUUCGUUUCAUGAUGAUUCUUACCUUGAUAAACUAUUCCGAUUAGGAGUGUCAGUUCGGUUAUCCGAACCAAAACCCGAUGAAAACUCAAACUCGAAAUAAUUGAAAACGAACUCAAAAUUGAUGAGGACUUUCGGUUUUUGUUUAACCCAAAUCCGCAAAAUCCUUGUCGGGUUCGGUUAAAGCAAAAUUCAAAAAACCCUAAGAAUACGGGCCAAGUGCUAUUCCUUGAAGGUUUUCAGCCGAAACUUGAAAAACCGAUAAGCAAAGCCGAACCCGAAACCAAAAAACCUGAAACCCGAAACAAACACGAACCCGAAAACCAACAAUAUAUCUAAUUGGUUCGGUUUUGGUUAAAACCAAAAAAACCAAACACGAAUGGACACCCCUAAUUCCCGAUUAGACGACCAAAGCUUUUCCAGCAGGAUGAUGUUAAUGAUCUUUUCAGGAGUCUCCAAAGAUAGCAGGGGCUUGAAAUCUUGCCUUUGAUAACCGAGGACUAGCUAGGCGUAGAUCUUUUCUCUUCCUUUGAUAUUCGAUAAACCGUCAUCAUGACCUCCUCCUUCCCACACUCCAUAAUAAAUUAUCCUAUUCCGA
Messenger RNA from Linum trigynum, 4306 nucleotides. NCBI's taxonomy places the organism in Eukaryota, Viridiplantae, Streptophyta, Magnoliopsida, Malpighiales, Linaceae. The record is from the annotation of a GenBank genome assembly.